UGUUGCAGAAGUAUAAUCUACUGCAGUGUCUCUACUCUGUUUUCGUCUUCACGGAAAUGGCGUCCACCGGAUCCUCCAGGAGUAUUUAUCUCGCUUUCCUAGCGCUCCUCCUUUGUCAAGCUCUUAUUCCUCCAGCCCUUGCUGACAGAUCUCUUGCUGAAGGCCAGCAUCCUGUGGAAGAGCCUACGAGCGUUGCAGAUUUGAUCACUAGGAAACUAGGGACGUUCCGGAGAUGGUACGGAGGAGGAGGGUGUGACCGGUGCGGUGGAGGAUACAACAACGGCCCAGGCUAUGGAUGGGGAAAUGGACCAGGGUAUGGCAAUGGGCCUUAUCAUCGGGGAGGAGGAGGAGGUGGUGGUGGGGGUGGAGGCGGCGGGGGUGGUGGCGGUGGCGGUGGCGGUGGUGGCCGCAAACUGUGAUCGAUCUUCGUUAUCCGACAAGAGGGUCCAUCUAGUAUGGAUCACACAUAGCAGGCGAAAACAGUGGAUAUCAGUACGUAUCAUGAGUCCCGCAUGCUGACAUUCAGGGACUGCAAGGCACAAAUGCAAUGAAACUUCCAUGGAAGCGACGUCUGUGGAAAGAGAAUCUAUACGUGCGGUGGUCUGGUGUGAAUAUCGUCUUGUCUAGCCUCAGGCUGUCGAUGGGUUCACUGAACGCAGACCUGGAAUUGGUUGAAGUCACAUAUUUAGUGAAAAGUCGCCCCCAAGUUAAUAAUAUGAUGCAAUAUAAUGGUUUCCAUCUUAUAUUUCCCGGUUGGAAUAAAAAAAGUUUUUUCUUCUGUAA
Molecule: messenger RNA, 783 nt
Organism: Physcomitrium patens
Lineage: Eukaryota; Viridiplantae; Streptophyta; Bryopsida; Funariales; Funariaceae
Source: RefSeq, a predicted model, not a curated record